Molecule: messenger RNA, 1536 nt
Organism: Triplophysa dalaica
Lineage: Eukaryota; Metazoa; Chordata; Actinopteri; Cypriniformes; Nemacheilidae
Gene: ola1
Product: Obg-like ATPase 1
Exons: 11
Coding region: 102-1289 (395 amino acids)
Cellular component (GO): cytoplasm
Molecular function (GO): ATP hydrolysis activity; GTP binding; ATP binding
Source: RefSeq, a predicted model, not a curated record
GCGCGUUCUUUCCCUUCCAUCGGCCGAAGUGUGAGGCGGCGUGUGUUCGCUCGUGCACAGUGAAAUUCUUCCUCUGUUGACACACAUUGCGUGAAAUCAAGAUGCCUCCAAAGAAGGGAGAUGGACCAAAACAGGCGCCCCUGAUUGGACGCUUUGGGACUUCGUUGAAAAUUGGAAUUGUUGGGCUGCCAAAUGUGGGAAAGUCAACGUUCUUCAAUGUUCUGACUAAGAGUCAAGCAGCAGCGGAGAACUUUCCGUUCUGCACCAUCGACCCGAACGAGAGCCGCGUGCCCAUUCCAGAUGAACGUUAUGACUUCUUGUGCCAGUACCACAAACCGGCCAGUAAGGUUCCAGCGUUUCUGAGCGUGGUGGAUAUUGCAGGCUUGGUGAAGGGUGCCCACGCGGGACAAGGUUUGGGAAACGCUUUCCUCUCUCACAUCAGUGCCUGUGAUGGCCUCUUUCACAUGACACGAGCUUUUGAGGAUGAAGACAUCAUUCAUGUUGAGGGCUCCGUUGAUCCGGUAAGGGAUAUGGAGAUCAUUCAUGAGGAGCUGAGGCUGAAAGACGAGGAGAUGAUCGCUCCAAUCCUAGACAAGCUUGAGAAAACCGCCGUCAGGGGAUCGGACAAAAAACUCAAACCUGAAUAUGACAUCAUGUGUAAGGUCAAGGCAUGGGUGGUCGACGACAAGAAACAUGUCCGUUUUUGCCACGAUUGGAACGAAAAAGAGAUUGAGGUCUUAAAUAAGUAUCUGUUUCUGACAUCCAAGCCAAUGAUCUAUUUAGUGAACCUCUCGGAGAAAGAUUACAUCAGGAAAAAGAAUAAAUGGUUGGUGAAGAUCAAGGAGUGGGUGGAUGCUCAUGAUCCAGGUGCGCUGGUCAUCCCGUUCAGUGGAGGAUUUGAGAGCAAGCAUCAGGACAUGACCGAUGAAGAACAACAGAAAUAUUGUGAGGAGAACAAAACACAAAGUGUUUUGACUAAGAUCAUCAAGAGCGGGUACGCGGCCUUACAGCUGGAGUAUUUCUUCACCGCCGGACCGGACGAAGUGCGCGCAUGGACUGUCAGGAAAGGCACCAAGGCCCCGCAGGCUGCUGGAAAGAUCCACACAGACUUUGAGAAGGGAUUCAUUAUGGCUGAAGUCAUGAAGUAUACAGAUUUCAAAGAGGAGGGCAGUGAAAACGCUGCUAAGUCCGCAGGGAAGUACAGACAACUGGGACGGAACUACACUGUGGAAGACGGUGACAUCAUCUUCUUCAAAUUCAACACACCGAGUCAGCCAAAGAAGAAAUGAUGUCACGGUGGAUCAGAUGGACUAUACAGCUCGGCCUGUGGGCAGCAUUAUGUGGCAACUGUGGCGAGUCUCUACGCUUUUGGCUUUGGAACAUUCAGAACACAAUGGCACCGCAGUGGUGUAUGUUUUUUUUAUUUUAUUCUUUUGGCUGAUGGUUGAGAUUAACAUUACGGCUGCACCGCUUACAAAAGCUGCAUGUUACACUUCAAUUCAGGCUGUAAAUAAUAAAACACAUCCUCAGACCAAA